Molecule: messenger RNA, 1326 nt
Organism: Parnassius apollo (apollo)
Lineage: Eukaryota; Metazoa; Arthropoda; Insecta; Lepidoptera; Papilionidae
Source: the annotation of a GenBank genome assembly
AUGGAUAGACGUGUAAAUCAUAAAAAAUUUAAAUAUCAUGGAAAUAAAUAUAAUGCACGGAAUUUCCCAUCAUUCAACUAUUUAGAAUAUAAUGCAUGUGAAUUUGAAGAAUCGCCCUCGACAGCAACUGUAAUACCUACAGAAUGUGAACCUGAUAUAGAAGCAGAAAAUAGAGAUAGUAAAGGCAGGAGGAUAAUUCUGAGAGAGUUUUUAUAUGAGGAUCCAGAUUUAUUUGACAGUAAUAACAAAUUUAAACAACAUUAUGGAUUGGAAUGGGAUAUACAACAUUGGAAGAAAGCAGGGGAGGCAGAGACACUAGAUUCUAGCUUUGAUGAGAACCAAAUUAGCCAAAGAAGGCCGAAUAAGGUGGAAAAGGAAUUAAAUAAAAUGCUGUCUCAGCCUGUUAAUAUGACUAAAGCAGAGAGAAUGAUGCAGAAAAUGGGUUGGCAAGGAGGUGCUCUAGGCAAACAUGGUGAAGGUAUAAUUGAACCCAUUGCACCAAAUGCUUCUUAUGCAACAAAAACAAUAGGACUAGGACAAACAGUAAAGAAACGGAAAAAUGAAAUGAAAACGGAAAUAAAAGAAAACUUCGACACCAAUGUUUUACUAUAUGUAUUGGAUUUUGUCAAGAAUGAUUCUGAAAAUGAAAUAGUUUUUGAUCGUCUUUUAUGGAAAAAUGAAAGGAAAUGGGUGCAUAAUAUAAUUGGAGCAAUUUCAAGCAGUGACAGUACUGUUAGUGUUGAUUUUGACACUGUUGCCCAGAUGGAUAUUGCUCAACAGAUAAAUUCGUAUAACAAAUUCCUUCUAACUACAGAAAGUGAAGGAACUGUCCCAAAUCGUUAUUUAUGUUUAUACAAAGAAGCACCAGAACACAUGUAUUUAAUAACACCAGAUGACUUGCGUAAGGAAGACUCUGAUGGCGAAGAUAGUGAAGAACCAAAAGGUACUCCAGAAAAGGAACAAACAGUAGAAUUAAAAAAAGAUACAUUGAGUAAUGACACUAGUAAUGUAGAAAAAGCAAAUAAGCCAAAGUCUAAACAAGAUAAAGAAUGCACUAUAGAAACAUUAUUAGCGACAAUUACAGAAUAUUUCUUGGAAUUCAUUAGCGAUGACAUCUACACGGAGUUCAGAUUUCUUGGGCCAUUUACAGUGAAAGAAAUAAAUGCAAUAAAUAUUUUCAUUGCAAAAUGUACUAAUUGUGAUUACAGUGAAAAUCAUAAACUAAAAGAAGCUUUUCAAAGUAAUGAAUAUAGCAUUGACAUUCAAGAUUUUAAUGGUAGCACUGUGUUCUACAAGCAUAAAGAAGGUACAGAUACGUUGACGUGA